ACACAUUCAACUACCUGUUGGCCUGACCCAGUUAUCCGGAAAGCGAAAAAGAAGAAGAAAAAUAUAUUUAAAACAGGGGGGGGGGGUUGUGCCCUUUGCACAUGUUGGCCCAUAUAAUUCAGUUGAAUGACUUAACCGGAACCUCCUGGACAAGCCAUUUGUUUGAAAAGCGUACUGUCUCGGAGAAUCGCGUUUAAGAGUCACUGUUAGUGUUAGGUCUUAAAGCACACCGUUGACAAGUUGAGGGGUAAGUGAUCGAUGAGUAAGCUAAAUAAAUGUCUACCAAAUCGAAGCAUAUUUGUGAAUAAGCAGUUAAUUUUAUUUCAGACAUAAACGGAUACCAAUUCUCUGUUGUCGUCAUAUUAUAUAUAUAACGUGCUUACUAUAUGGUGGUUGCCAAUUUUGCUUGAUUCGUCACCAUGGCGAGUGGCGGCCAGAGGAGUUAAAAUUAUUCGUGAUUUCCUCAAACAACAGCUUGCGCCGAAGUAGUUCAACCAUGUCACCUCUCUGGAAAUUCGGCAGAGCAAACUUGUCAUUCUGUACUAUGGUCCGCAUUGCUAAACAUAUGAUCCUCAAAAAAAAUUUAAAAUGAUUUUUGAUUCAUAAAUACUAUAGGCUAUAAUCGUAAAUACAACAUGGCUUUCUACCGCCCACAGCUCAUAUACCACAAUAUAACAAAAUGGAAGAAGCAGAAAUUUUGCUAAAAAAUAGGAAUAGUUUUUAUAAAGAAAGGGAAAUAAAUUUUUAUAUAACAUUGCUUUCUACCACACUACCCAGUAUAAACACAAUACAUUGUUAUAUAACAUUGCUUUCUACAACACUACCGAGUAUAAACACAAUAAAUUGUUAUAUAACAUUGCUUUCUACCACACCACCCAGUAUAAACACAACAAAUUGUUAUAUAACAUUGCUUUCUACCACACCACCCAGUAUAAACACAAUAAAUUGUUAUAUAACAUUGCUUUCUACCACACUACCCAGUAUAAACACAAUAAAUUGUUAUAUAACAUUGCUUUCUACCACACCACCCAGUAUAAACACAAUACAUUUUUAUAUAACAUUGCUUUCUACCACACCACCCAGUAUAAACACAAUAAAUUGUUAUAUAACAUUGCUUUCUACCACACCACCCAGUAUAAACACAAUACAUUGUUAUAUAACAUUGCUUUCUACCACACCACCCAGUAUAAACACAAUAAAUUGUUAUAUAACAUUGCUUUCUACCACACCACCCAGUAUAAACACAAUACAACAAAAUUUAAAUCUAAAGAUAUAAGACAUAGUUUUGAAAAUAAAGUAUAUUUUCGAUUUGUUUAUUUUUUAGCUAUGUAAAUUUCGCAUACUGUAAGUUCGACAUAUCGUGCUCUAUUUUCAACACUGUUAUAUGUAUAAUGACAGUACAACACCCAGACAUUGUAAAUUUUAACAUAUCAAGUUAUCAAGGAACCUCAAGCAUUAUAAUAUAGAAAUAUGUGCGCCCAGUGGCGUAGCUAGAAUAAGUGCCCCCCCCCCCUUUCCCUUUUGCAAUUGGUGAAAAUGCCGCUCGUACACAUACACUAAAAAACAUAAACGAAACACAAAAAUUUCCCCCAGGACGAACCACCACCUCCGACCCUUUUCUACGCCACUGUGUCUUCACUCCCGUUAGUCGCCCCCCCCCCCCUUCCUCACCCCAGCCCCCUAACCGCGCCGGUUGAAGGUAAAGGUAUUGUAGGGUCGUGGCUAGGAGCCGCGCUUCGUUGAGGAGACCUCACGACGAAGCUCCUCGCCCCCCCCCCCUUCCUCACCCCAGCCCCCUAACCGCGCCGGUUGAAGGUAAAGGUAUUGUAGGGUCGUGGCUAGGAGCCGCGCUUCGUUGAGGAGACCUCACGACGAAGCUCCAUUUGUUUGAAAAAGUGGAUGUAAUCUUAAUGGUCGCGCCACGACGUAAAUAUUUCUGACAGGGGCGGACCUGCAACCCCCCAGAAUCUCCAUCCACCAAACUUUUAAGAGGAUACCAGAGAGCCGUUUACCAGGACCGUGCUUAGAUAAUGUUGGGGCGCCGUGUGUUGUGUUGAAGUGAGUGGACGUUCCUGCACAUCAUGUCCUCGUUUUUUAUUUUAAAAAGGACGAACAAUAGAAAUACUGAUCACCACUGCCCAGACCCCGUGGUUCUCAACCUUAAAGGGCCACGCCCUUUAAUUCAGUUGCUCAGAUUUGUGUUGACCCCCAACGGUAAAUUUAUUUUCGUUGCUACAAUAUAACUGCGGAGCAUAAAUAAACCCAAUGGUCUUACGCCCCGCCCUCCACCCCCCCCCUUCCAAGGGUUCAAGACCCACAGUUUGAGAACCGCUGGUCUAGCUAGACCUUAUAAAAUAAAUACGAAACUGAGACCGAAACCGUCUUAGGGGCCGUCCAUUAAGUACGUCACGCUCAGGAGAGUGGGAGAGGGGGGUGGGGUUAAGAAAGUGUGACAGUUUGUGAUACGGGAAUUUAGUGGAGGGAAAGGGGCGCUGAGAUCAUGUGUGACGUCACACUAUAGUUCUUUUUUUUAACACGCAAGUAAAACUGGAAAAUGAAGGUGACCUUGAACUUUCUGCUAUGUUGGAUGUAUUCUGACAGAUGACGUCACUUUUAUACAUUCAUUAGUUUAAUAGCGAGGUGUGAUUGAGAUUAAAUUUUAAUUAUUGAAACAAUAUCUUCAGCUCAAAAGUUUGACAUACUUUAAUUGGGGUGGGGGUGGAUCUGAACUUUGUGACAGAUUGUGACAGGGGUGGAGGGAGUGAGGUAAAAAUUGUCACUUCAAUUAUCCACCCACCCCUUUUUUUAAAUAUUCAAUAACAAUGUCAAUAAAAGAUACGACAGUUUAUAUCUUUGAAAUACUAAGUUGGUAAUUUGGGAAGUCAGUGGACUGAUCAACUCUCACUGACUUGGAUAGUCUAGUCUCUAACACAACUUAUCUCCCGUAGACAGCACUGCCUACCGCAACUUAUCUCCCGUUGACGGCCCUGCCUAACACAGCGUAUCUCCAGUAGACGGCCCUGCCUACCACAGUUUUUUUUCCGUAGACGGCCCUGCCUACCACAGCUCAUCUUCUGCUGACGGCCCUGCCUACGACACCUCAUCUCAUCCGGAGGACCGUGCCAACUACAAUGCCAUCAUACAAGCUAACUUACUUUGACGCCAGAGGUCGCGCUGAGAUAUGUCGCCUGCUCUUCGCCUUGGCUGGCCAGGAGUUUGAGGACAUCCGGAUAAAAAGGGAGGAAUGGCCAGUAUUGAAGAACAGUAAUUUUUUUUUUGUAUAAAUAUACUUUAUUUUCCGUUCAUAACAUUGAUGCCAUUAAGUUUAUAUGUUUACAUUAACUAUUAAUAUAACAACAUAAUUCCCGUUCCUUAAAGAUAAUCCAUCAUGCAUUUUAAAACAUAAUUCCCGUUCCUUAAAGAUAAUCCAUCAUGCAUUUUGAAGCAUAAUUCCCGUUCCUUAAAGAUAAUCCAUCAUGCAUUCUAAAACCUAAUUCCCGUUCCUUAAAAAUAAUCCAUCAUGCAUUUUAAAACAUAAUUCCCGUUCCUUAAAGAUAAUCCAUCAUGCAUUCUAAAACAUAAUUCCCGUUCCUUAAAGAUAAUCCAUCAUGCAUUUUGAAGCAUAAUUCCCGUUCCUUAAAGAUAAUCCAUCAUGCAUUCUAAAACAUAAUUCCCGUUCCUUAAAGAUAAUCCAUCAUGCAUUUUGAAGCAUAAUUCCCGUUCCUUAAAGAUAAUCCAUCAUGCAUUCUAAAACAUAAUUCCCGUUCCUUAAAGAUAAUCCAUCAUGCAUUUUGAAGCAUACUAGUUCUCAAGAACAAUUGUUAAAAUCAGUAUGUAACAGACUGUAACUUUGUCUGCCCAGGCACGCCAUUUGGACAGCUGCCCCUUCUGGAGGUGGACGGCAAGGUUUAUGCCCAGAGUGUGGCUUUGAGUAACUUCUUGGCCAGGAGGUUCGGUAGGUGAAUGGGCCGCCAGUACUUCAGCAGUUAGGAACUCACCUGUAGUGUAACACAUUAGCAUCCAUGGAUAUUAUAACGCAUCACAAACCAAUGGCGCGUUUUUAAGCUUUUAAAAAAAAAUAUAAAAAAAAUAACAUAAAAGAAAAAGGCGGCUGAUAUGUCCGUAUAAAAGUAAUCAGUACAGCAAGAUGUGUUCCGCCCUUUUUCUUGGUUAUAGCCAAGCAAUAGUGAAUGUCCUUUUAUUUAAUUUUCUUUCUAUUUAUUUUCGUACAGACGCCACAUUCGCUCUCAAUUCUUAAGAUUUUUUUUCUUCUAACUCUUGCUGGUGUGUCAGUGCAGGAAAUCAGUGCCCUAAUGGAAACAUCUGAUGGGCCUUGGGGCUUAUCUCCAGUUGAAAUGGGAAGGGAUUGGGAGUAAAGUUUGCCCUGUUUGAUAUCACAAAGAUAAUAAGGGACGCUAUCCGAUAAUCUUUUUUUUCCCGUUUUGGCCUGCACAUUAAAAAUCAUCCCAGAUCCUCACAUUUCCUUUACAGUAGUAGUAAUUACCUAACAAAUAUACACUAAUUUCAAAUUUUCAUGCUUGGCUUAUCCUUCGCUUUCUCUCUCUCUCUCUCCCUCUCUCUUUAGCGAUGUGUUGUGUUUAAACGAGUUUGAAAGAGUUAACAUUAUUGAGUUUACACAUUUCAGGUUUUUACGGUAAAACCGACACGGACGGCCUGGCUGUUGAUCAAGUUGUCUGCCUAGUCCAGGAUUUCGUCAAUCUGGCUGCCAGGGUGUUCCACGAAGCCGAGCCAGCCAAAAAGGCAAGUCAGGUCAUUGUCCAGGUCACCGUUAAGAAAGACCCAAUUUCAGUGGCGUAAUAGCAACAGUGGGUAGUUUAACCCGUCGGGGGGGGCGGGUGGGGGGGGGGGGGGGGGGGGGGGGGGGGGGGGGGGGGGGGGGGGGGGGGGGGAGGAUAGGGGCCCUUAAUACUGAGGGGCUGCAUUUUAGGCAAUAUUUUUUUGUGUGGAAAGGGGUGGGUAAAAGCUUGGCUCAUACUGGGCGGUCCUAAGUCUUAUUACUAUUGGCGCCACAGUAACUAGGUUACUACUGAUGACGUCACUGUAACUAGCUUACUAGUGAUGACGUCACAGUAGCUAGCUUACUACUGUAGGUGCCACAGUAUAUAGAUUAUUACUGAUGACGCCAGGGUACAUGGCCUAGUACUGGAGACGUCACAGUACAUAGAUUACUACUGAUGACGUCACAGUACAUAGCUUAAAGCUUACUACUGAUGACGCCAGGGUACAUAGCUUACUACUGAUGAUGCCCCAGUACAUAGCUUGCUGCUAAUGACGCCAGGGUACACAUCAAUUUAAAUUUUAAAAAAUGGCAGAUGAUGUUUAAUAUUUUCCACUGUUAAAUUCAAAUUACCGAAUAUAUUUUCCCCUUAUUUAUUUUCUGCUUACGAUGAUGUCAUGCCGUCCUGGAUAUUGAUACCUAGUGGGGGGGGGGAAUCUUACCAAUUCAGGGAGAGAGGGCAGGCAAAUGCCACUCCUUGCACUACCUCCAAAUGACGUCACUGGUUGGAAAAUACCUCUUUCUUUUCAUUCUAAUGUAUUCCUUUUUAAAAUUUCUUUCUGGUGCCCACCCCGCCCCCCUAAAACAAAACAAGAAAACAACAAACAAACAAAAAAUAACAACGCUUAAGCGUUACUACACACACGCACACACACACAUCUACACGCUACACAUACACAUGUUCAUUAACAGAAGCGGUCGAAUGUGAAUGGGGUCCAAAGGGAGAUAACUCAUAUAAAAAUGCCAUACAUUUGUUUGCUUUGACAGAGUUAGCGUAAGAGCAAACUAUUUUAAAAUAGUGAAAACCGAGUCAGCCAUUUCUUUUAAACAUGUAUAUAUAUAAUAAUAUAUAUAUAUAUAUAUAUGAAGAAUGACAGACUUCUUGAAAUGGGCAACACUCCUCAAGAGGGUUUAACUCCCCUAAGCCACUGGAUGGUCAUGAUCUAAGUGCAACUAGGGCGAGGCAAAAACCUUAGAUUUUCGUAUUUUAGGGAAAAAAAACAACUCGUUUUCUCAAUGUGUUAAGUCAUUUUAAGUUUAGAAACACUUUUUUUUUAAACACAAAAAAAGCAACAAACCCCUACCAAAACAACAUAUGACGAUUAUUCUCAUUUUGAGACAUCAGUCAUUUUCGCCACCUCAUUAUAUUUACAGGACACAUUUUCUUUUUUUUUUAUAAUUUAGGAAGAACUGACCAAGAGUUUCAAAGAGGUAGAACUCCCCAAGCUCCUUGGCUUCUGUGAAAAACUCUUGAAGGCAAAUGGUACCGGGUACUUCGUUGGGGGCUCGGUUAGUUCCACAUAUCUCAUUUAUCAUACAUUUAUAUGUAUAUAUAUAUAUAAUUAGUGUGUAUAUAUAUAUACAUACAUAUAUACAUGACAUGUCUACACACACUAAUUAUUUGAGUUAAAGAGUGUACUGAAUUUUUGAAACUCUUGCAAGAUAAUUUAAAAAAAAAAAAAAUGAUAAGCAUUGUAUUGGAAAGCUCAAGAAGAUAAAAGACAACACCCAUGGACGUUUUGAACAGUUUAUGCACCCUCUCAGUUCGUGCCCCAUCAUAAAUUGUAGUUGCAUUGGCUGCCGGUCUGCGCUCGCUUUGAAUACAAAACUGCAACCCUGUGCUACCGCUGCUUGCAUGACCUGGCACCAUCCUAUCUAAAAGAGCUGCUGACGCCUUGUGUGCCCACUAGAUAACUUACGCUCAUAUGAUAGUGGCAAACUCUCGAUACCACGUGUUCGCCUUGAGACUUACGAGGGGCGUACCUCCGCAUUCGCUGGCCCAACAAUUUGGAACACUCUCCCUGUUGCUCUUAGAAACAGCCAGUCACUGGAGUCUUUCAAAACAGAUCUGAAGACAUAUCUAUUUCGCAAACACCUGCUGGGACGAUGUUUUCUAUCUAGCUAUUAUCUUGUGGAUGUGUAUUGGCCUGUGUUGUUUAUAGUUGUUAGGUAUGAAAGACUUAGAAUGGGUAUUCUCGUAUAUAGUUUUUGCAAUGAUGCAUUUUGUAUUUCACUGUGGUAUAUUUUAGGUAGUUUCAUUUCUCUUUUAAUAUACUAGACUAUGUACCGCACUUCGAGCCAUUGGGGAUGAAGCGUGAUUUUCAAAUAAAGGUUAUUAUUAUUAUUAUUAUUAUUAUUAUUAUUAUAAAUAAAUAAAUAUACAUAUAUAUACAUAUAUAUAUAUAUACACAUAUUUUUAUAUAUGUAUUUAUAUAUAUAUAUAUAUAUAUAUAUACAUAUAUAUAUAUAUAUAUAUAUAUAUAUACACACACACACACACACACACAUAUAUAUAUAUUAUAUAUAUAUAUAUAUAUAUAUAUAUAUAUAUAUAUAUAUAUAUAUAUAUAUAUAUAUAUACACACACACACACACACACACAUAUAUAUAUAUAUAUAUAUAUAUAUAUAUAUAUAUAUAUAUAUAUAUAUAUAUAUAUAUAUAUAUAUUUAUAUACAUAUACAUAAUAUAUAUAUAUUUCAAGCCUAAUUGUUGAUAUUCUAACGAUAAAAUCCAUAUCCUCAGCUGACGUUAGCGGAUCUCAUUACGUGGAACUUCAUUACAGGAAUAGAAAACAGGAUGAAGGUGUCCGGACUGGCAGACGGCUUUCCCGUGGUGAGGGCCCUGUUCCAGAAAGUAGAGAAUGCGGACAAAAUCAAGACUUAUUUGGCAAACAGGAAACCGACCGAUUUUUAAACACAUAGGUUCAAUGAAGCAAGAUACGCUUUCGAAUCUUGUAAAUCCAUUUGUCGGUACUAUCUGAAUAUCUGAAUACUGCUGGGACACUGAAUACAAAGAUCAAGAAAAAUUAAUUAGUCCAAUGUUCUAAUAAUUCCCUUGUUUAACGUCCAGUUCACACGAUCAGAUUGUCAUCAAAUUUCCUUUUAGAACGCACUAUUUUGUGUUAUAACACAGUGCAUUAAAAAAGAAAUUUGACAAGUUGACAAAAAUUUGAAGAAAAUUUGAUCGCGUGAACUGGGCAUAAAUUCAAAUGAUGCGAGGUCUGUCUAUAAAAUACUGAGAUUAUUCUAGCUAAUUGUAAUGGUCUUAUCGCAGCUCAUCUUAGAUGUCUUAUCUCAGCUUAUCGUAAUUGUCUUAUCUCAGCUUAUCGUAGUUGUCUUAUCCCAGCCUAUCAUAGAUGUCUUAACUCAGCUAACUAAUGAAAUAAAUGUGUCAAAUAAAAUACGUGAAUUAAUUUUUUGUGUUUGUUCUGUUGAUUUAAAUAAAAAAAUAAAUAUUAAAAAAAAUUUAGAAGAAGAUGGGAGAGCGAAAGUUUUCGAGUGGCGAUGAGGCGAACUGAAUGUCGACGAAUAUUAAGGUUUAUUAUUAGAAUUGGAACUACUUACAGCAAAUAAAAAAUAAAACUAC
This is a messenger RNA of Lymnaea stagnalis (great pond snail), 8386 nucleotides long. The record is from the annotation of a GenBank genome assembly. NCBI's taxonomy places the organism in Eukaryota, Metazoa, Mollusca, Gastropoda, Lymnaeidae.